Molecule: messenger RNA, 159 nt
Organism: Lodderomyces orthopsilosis Co 90-125
Lineage: Eukaryota; Fungi; Ascomycota; Pichiomycetes; Serinales; Debaryomycetaceae
Gene: RPL40B
Product: Rpl40bp
Exons: 1
Coding region: 1-159 (52 amino acids)
Biological process (GO): translation
Cellular component (GO): ribosome
Molecular function (GO): structural constituent of ribosome
Source: RefSeq, a predicted model, not a curated record
AUGAUUGAACCAUCAUUAAAAGCAUUAGCUUCCAAGUACAAUUGUGAAAAAUCUAUUUGCCGUAUCUGUUACGCUAGAUUACCACCUAGAGCAACCAACUGUCGUAAGAGAAAGUGUGGUCACUCCAAUCAAUUGAGACCAAAGAAGAAGUUGAAGUAA